GGAGCUCGCUCUGGUCGGCGACGUGAGGGUGCUGAGUAAGUAUGGGGAAGUUACCCACAUCCCAGUCUCAAAAGUACCGCUCCUGAAAGCUAAAGGCAGAUUUUUUUUUUAGAGAUAACAAAGACACUUUGUCACUUUGCGCGCUGCCUUGGUGCAAAUCUUUAAUUGCAAGUGGGGGUGGGGGAUCGAGUGUCCCGAGCAACCCAAGCGCGAGUCUCCAGGCGGCAAGGCCCCCUUUGAUCAGGAAAAUCCAAUUAUUUGUGUAUAUACAUUUCCCACAUAGUGAUUACUUCAUUAAUUGUCCCGCCUUUAUCUCCUCCCUUCCCAUCCCCCCUAAUAAUCAGUUCUUUUAUCCAGACCAACAAACACACCAUAGGAGCUUUGUGGAUUCAAAGGAUUUGCUUUCGCUUCUGAAAGAGCCGCUAUUCUUUGAUGAUUGGGUAGCGGCAAACUUCAAAGCCAUAAAUCUUUCCUCUGACUGGCUGGCGGCCCAGCAAAGCCCUUAUCAAAUUCUUGGAGGUGAUCCUGAAGCGCUCAGAACGCGCGCGGGGCGAGCGAGCGGGGCGCGGGCGGGCGGGGAGGACUCGGAGGCACGCUGGGCGGCCGAUCGUCCUCGCCUUCGGGUGUCCAUGCCUCGGCGGCCGCGUCCCACUCCACAACGAGCGGCCUUGAAGCAGUAGCUAUGGCCGCUGUGGCCGUCCUCCGGAACGACUCUCUGCAGGCCUUCCUCCAGGACCGCACCCCCAGCGCCUCUCCGGACCUAGGCAAGCACUCGCCCCUGGCUCUGCUGGCCGCCACCUGUAGCCGGAUCGGCCAGCCUGGCACGGCUGCAGCCCCCGACUUCCUGCAGGUGCCCUACGACCCAACUCUGGGCUCACCCUCCCGGCUUUUCCACCCUUGGACCGCCGAUAUGCCCGCUCACUCGCCAGGCGCCCUGCCUCCCCCGCACCCCAGCCUGGGGCUGACGCCACAAAAAACACACCUGCAGCCGUCCUUUGGGGCAGCGCACGAGCUCCCGCUCACGCCCCCAGCGGAUCCCUCGUACCCUUACGAGUUCUCGCCGGUCAAGAUGCUGCCCUCGAGCAUGGCGGCACUGCCUGCAAGCUGCGCGCCCGCCUACGUGCCCUACGCCACCCAGGCCGCUCUGCCUCCGGGCUACUCCAACCUGCUGCCCCCGCCACCACCUCCGCCUCCACCGCCCACCUGCCGCCAGCUAUCCCCCGCCCCAGCCCCGGACGACCUCCCCUGGUGGAGCAUCCCGCAAUCGGGCGCGGGGCCGGGAGGCUCCGGGGUUCCUGGGACUAGCCUCUCCAGCGCCUGUGCCGGGGCCCCCCACGCUCCCCGCUUUCCUGCCUCAGCUGCGGCUGCUGCAGCGGCUGCAGCUGCCCUGCAACGGGGCCUAGUGUUGGGCCCGUCGGACUUCGCGCAGUAUCAGAGCCAGAUCGCCGCGCUACUGCAGACCAAGGCCCCCCUGGCGGCCACGGCCAGGAGGUGCCGCCGCUGCCGCUGCCCCAACUGCCAGGCGGCUGGCGGCGCCCCCGAGGCGGAGCCGGGCAAAAAGAAGCAACACGUGUGCCACGUGCCAGGCUGCGGCAAGGUGUACGGCAAGACGUCGCACCUGAAGGCGCACCUGCGCUGGCACACGGGCGAGCGGCCCUUCGUGUGCAACUGGCUCUUCUGCGGCAAGAGCUUCACGCGCUCAGAUGAGCUGCAGCGGCACCUGCGGACUCACACGGGCGAGAAACGCUUCGCCUGUCCCGAAUGUGGCAAACGCUUCAUGCGCAGCGACCACCUCGCUAAGCACGUGAAGACGCACCAAAAUAAGAAGCUCAAAGUUGCUGAGGCUGGGGUGAAGCGAGAGAACCCGCGGGACCUAUGAGCUCACUCGGGCACCUCGGAAACCACUCCCGCCCAGGACAUCCUUCCCGGCAUCUUUACUGGCACGCCCCGAGCAGACCAUCGAGAAAGUUGGCAGAGAGGAAACUUUAAAAACGAUCUUUUUAUUGCCUUCCUCCCAAAGCGUAGCUCUGCUGCUGUCCGGUCCUAGAGCGGAGGACAGGACAGGCAGGAAUAGGAACUGAAUCAUGGUUGAGAACCCUAAGUUACCCCAGGACAAUUGCAAAGUCCCAGCCAUCGCCUGCCUGGAAGACCUACAGGCAGGGAUUCCACCCCGGCCUGGCCUUUCUUGUAGGAUUCGCUGCUGAUGGAAAAAGGAAGGGCCUUAGAAGGUUCAAAACAGGGCUUGAGUUUUCACUAGGCCCAAUUCGGGCUUUGUACAGGUUAUUUAAUAAUAGCUUUGUUAAAGAGUAAUUAUAAUUAUAACAUUAAUAAAUGUUUCUGUUGUUCUCAGCUCCACCCAGAGCUAUACAGCAUGGUGUUUCUGUAAAGCGCUCAGCAGUUGCAGCGUGAAAAUAAAUACGUUCAUUCCAGGGUCUCCUCAGGAAGACCC
This is a messenger RNA of Myodes glareolus (Bank vole), 2449 nucleotides long. It is a transcript of the gene Sp5, whose product is annotated as Sp5 transcription factor. NCBI's taxonomy places the organism in Eukaryota, Metazoa, Chordata, Mammalia, Rodentia, Cricetidae. The record is from RefSeq and is a predicted model, not a curated record. Gene Ontology annotation, molecular function: DNA-binding transcription factor activity, RNA polymerase II-specific; RNA polymerase II cis-regulatory region sequence-specific DNA binding. Gene Ontology annotation, biological process: regulation of transcription by RNA polymerase II.